Agrilus planipennis (emerald ash borer) is the source of this 506-nucleotide messenger RNA. Its product is annotated as vasotab-like. The coding region runs from base 65 to 391 and encodes 108 amino acids. Gene Ontology annotation, molecular function: protein binding. NCBI's taxonomy places the organism in Eukaryota, Metazoa, Arthropoda, Insecta, Coleoptera, Buprestidae. The transcript has 4 exons. The record is from RefSeq and is a predicted model, not a curated record.
AUAAAAGGCAGGUAAAUCUUUGAUAUUUUAUUUUAAUUUAACAUCUCCCUUAUAAAAAAAUAGUAUGAAGAUACUUUCGGCAUUAUUUUUGGCCGUUUUCGUGGCUCAAGCCUGGAGUUAUUCUGAAACAGGAACCUUUAAGAUGGGCCAAGAGUGUGUGUUGUGUACUGGGGAGUAUGAACCUGUUUGUGGCGUUAAUAGCGAAGGAAUUAGAAAAACUUUUGGAAACGAUUGCGAAUUGGUUCAGUGGAAUUGCCUCGCAGGAGAAGAUUAUAAACACAUCCGUCAUGGAUUUUGUAGAGAUUAUGUAAGACCUGGUUUGAAGGACCCAUUAUGCACAAUUGUCUGUCCAAAUGGGAAACAGCCGCACUGUGGAUGUUCGAGGCCAUAGAGAACACUUUUGGAAAUAAUUGCAUUGUGGAACAAUAUUAUUGUCGAAACAUUUUUACAGAUUAUUUAAUUUCCAUUCUUUUAUCCGCAAUCUUUAAUAAACACUUAUUACCUUG